CCCGGAAGCUGUCUCUCUGCGCCCGCCCGCGCGCUGUGGUCGGGCCGUCUGGUCUCCCGGGCCGGACGCGCGGUGCACUCUGGUCUCUCGGCGGCCAUGGGGAGCGAUUUCUACCUGCGCUAUUAUGUGGGGCACAAGGGGAAAUUCGGCCACGAGUUCCUGGAGUUCGAGUUCCGACCGGACGGAAAACUGAGAUAUGCCAACAACAGCAAUUACAAAAAUGAUGUAAUGAUCAGAAAAGAGGCCUAUGUACACAAGAGUGUGAUGGAGGAACUGAAGAGAAUAAUUGAUGACAGUGAAAUCACAAAAGAAGACGAUGCCUUAUGGCCUCCACCUGACAGAGUUGGUCGGCAGGAGCUUGAAAUUGUGAUCGGUGAUGAACACAUUUCUUUUACCACAUCAAAAAUCGGAUCACUUAUUGAUGUAAAUCAAUCCAAGGAUCCGGAAGGGUUACGAGUGUUUUACUAUCUGGUGCAGGACCUUAAGUGUCUAGUCUUCAGUCUCAUUGGAUUACAUUUCAAGAUUAAGCCAAUUUAAAUUGUAUAAUUUUGAGUUUGUAUUGUAAUGUUGCAAGGGGUGGGACACUUUCAUUCCUUAUCUCUUCUUGGAUAGAACUUUUAUGUAUGUUUAGAAUUUUUUUUACAAACUGUAAGUGUAUGUCUUUAAUAAAAAUGGUGAAACCUGUAUUUUUUUAAUUUAAA
Molecule: messenger RNA, 701 nt
Organism: Trachemys scripta elegans
Lineage: Eukaryota; Metazoa; Chordata; Testudines; Emydidae
Gene: MAGOH
Product: mago homolog, exon junction complex subunit
Exons: 5
Coding region: 97-537 (146 amino acids)
Biological process (GO): RNA splicing
Cellular component (GO): catalytic step 2 spliceosome; exon-exon junction complex; nucleus
Source: RefSeq, a predicted model, not a curated record